Molecule: messenger RNA, 2888 nt
Organism: Dermacentor andersoni
Lineage: Eukaryota; Metazoa; Arthropoda; Arachnida; Ixodida; Ixodidae
Product: venom allergen 3-like
Cellular component (GO): extracellular region
Source: RefSeq, a predicted model, not a curated record
CGGGGUCGUAUCUUUUCAGGCAUAUUUUACGUAUUAUUUAUUGUACCUCCGCACCCGGCAUCGCAACGGAAAGUCGAAUUCAUAUUGUUUCGGACAAUGACAUGCACUCACUCCUAAAUCCUGCGUGAGCACACCGCCAUAGGGCGCUGUCUCUUUUUGUUUUGUUGUUGUUCAGUGCUUUUAAAAAUCCUUGUUAUUCUCAGCGUUGUAUAGAGCUGCGGUUUUGAGCCUAGGGCCUGCAGUAAUGUAAUAUGUUUCAGCGUCAACAAAAUUAAGGAGUGAGGUGUAUACCAAAAAAAGAAAGAGAAAAAAUAAAUGGUGAGGUUGGAGCGAUAAACUACCCGCGAAAAUAAGAGAAAAAGCUAAAAAGUUCGUUUCGAACAGAUCCACCCGAAAAAAUAAAAUAAAAUAAAAAAUAAAAACAAAUUGUGCCGCUGUAAUGAAAACCGGUAAAAUACGCCGAAUUUGGCGAAAAUAAAGAUAGUCGACGCUGAACCUCAAUUAGAGAUACGGAUAUAUGCCUCGCAUCUUUCUGUUUAUUUAGUCUAUUGAACUGUGUAAUGAACAUUUCGGAUGUAAAGUAUCUCGCAGCCGUACUCACAUGCAGUAGUCCUAUCAAUAUGUUGUUUUUCAUGCUGCAGUCUACGGUAAACACCGCGAAAACAGUUAACAGGGGAUGUCAGCAGCGCGAAAAUAGGCGUGAACCGCUGGGCGGGUCCCAGAGUGCUUGUUUUGCUACGCGCGCUGAAAGCAAGCACUGCCUGCCUCUGAGAAACACGAUAGCGACGAGGCGAAACAGUCAGGAAUGAUCGAGUGCGGCAGCUCCGUACGCUGUUCCUAGAAAAGCUGCGUUGGUGUGACUCAGACUUUGUUAUCACUUGCGCUGCUCUUUUUCUUUGAGCCAGCUUCCGUCGUUAUAAAGUGGCUUAUACGAUGACUCUUGACCUAUUCUCCAACACGUUGUCGCUAAUGUGUGCAAAAACGCUUCUGGUCUGCUUACUUGAAGUCCUAUUUUAAGCAUUCAUAAUUGCAGUUAUCAUUCCCACUUACUGUUCGGACCGCGCAUUCUACACGGCGUAUGACAGCGGAGCGCAUCUUUGCACCACCGUUUGCAGUAUACUCAAGAAAGUGUGGCGCGUUCUCACAGGAAUCAUUCAGGAAAAGGAAACCCCAUCGGAGGUGCUUUCCUGCUACGCAGCGGCGCCAUAUAGAUUUGUUGUUUUUCGAACGAUCCAUACUGAAUGUGUGCCGGAUGUAACGAGAAGAACCCCAGGGCGAUGAGAAAUGUUGCCAGCGGAUUACUACUGGCCCUGUCUCUGUGUGCCGCUGCGGUUCCUGGCGAUGCCCUGCCAUCCACCUGCCGUCCCGAGUACCGGGACCUACCGGGUGGCCUGGUGCACACGGCCUGCAAGCCUCCCAACCCAAACUGCAUCUUCGUCUCGACGGGACUCAGCGCGGCUGAGAAAGCCGAAGUGCUCAAGGCCCACAACGACUACCGAUCGCAGGUGGCACAAGGACGACUCCCGGGGUUUCCUGCGGCUACGAACAUGUACCGAUUGAAAUGGGACGACGAGCUUGCGCAGGUCGCCCAAGCUUUCACCAACUUGUGCGACGACAGGCACGAUAAGGAAGCGCAGCGAAGAACAUCGAAGUUUCCCAAAGUGGGUCAGAACAUCGCAUUGAAUUACGAGCCGAGGGAGACUCAAGUCGUCGACAGCGCAGGCCGCGUGAAAGAUUGGUUCGAAGAGUACAAAGACUUCAAAGCGCGCAACGUCGAUCCUUUUCGUGUUGACUCUGGGCCUGUGGUCACGCAUUUUACGCAGGUAGCCUGGGCGGAAACACGGUACUUGGGCUGUGGUUACACGCACUACAAGCUUCGCGAUGACAACGAUCCCAGGCUCCCCUUUAAAAAGCUUUUCGUCUGCCACUAUGCGCCAGGUGGCAAUGUCAUUCGUAGAUCCAUGUACAAGAGAGGUUCAGCCUGCAGUGCGUGCCCAGAAGGAACAACGUGUGACGCGGCCACCGGGCUAUGCACGGAGGACAACAUCCGCUACAAGCAAACACAAGAGCAACCUCCACAUGAAAAUAUAACCACGAUGGAACCUAUAACGAAGUCGGAGGAAAACAUCCGCUACAAGCAAACACAAGAGCAACCUCCAUACGAAAAUGUAACCACGAUGGAACCUAUAACUACGACGAAGGACAACGUCCGCUACAAGCAAACACAAGAGCAACCUCCAUAUGAAAAUAUAACCACGAUGGCAUCUAUAACAAAGACGGACGAAAAGGUCACCUUACAGACUGACGAAACGCAACCUCAACAUGAUAAUAUUACCAAGGUGGAACCUACAACCGAGUACACGCCCGGAGACUCGGACGGCUUGAGCGGAUCGGACAGUGGUGGCGGUGGCGGUUCACCGUGGGGGAUACUGGCGUUCUUCCUCCUGGGCAUAUUUGCCACGGCAGCAGUUGCAUUUGGACUGCUUUACGUGCGCUGGGCAACUGCCGCGUCAGCCAACUCUGCUCAAGAGCCCUGCGCAGUUUAGCGAGUAACGGCACAAAUGAAAACCACACCGGGCACCUGACGCUCCUAAAGUUAGGCGUAUUCACUUUCUUGCAGCUUCUUGUGACCUGUAUUCAAAUCAUCGAAAAAUAUUUAAAUAUUGCUCGGCUCUCUGCAAUAUGGUGUGUACGAUAUUGCAAGCAUGGUUCAACACUGCGAUUCUGCUCAGGAAGAGACCAGAAACUGCCAUCUGCCCAAGGGCUUGAUUAUACGACUGGUGCUAAAGAUCAACGCCUAUGACAUUGACAGCGUCAUUCAGGAGGCACAAUCAUUCCGUGCUUGACUAACCCACAUCCUUCACUGAAUAAAGACUUCGCCUCAACCA